Monodelphis domestica (gray short-tailed opossum) is the source of this 1492-nucleotide messenger RNA. It is a transcript of the gene MARCHF2, whose product is annotated as membrane associated ring-CH-type finger 2. Gene Ontology annotation, biological process: protein ubiquitination. The record is from RefSeq and is a predicted model, not a curated record. Gene Ontology annotation, molecular function: zinc ion binding; ubiquitin-protein transferase activity. NCBI's taxonomy places the organism in Eukaryota, Metazoa, Chordata, Mammalia, Didelphimorphia, Didelphidae.
AUGAGGAAAUUCGGACUCGGAGAUUAAUUGACUUGCCUGUGGUCAUAUGGCUAGUGUCAGAAGUGGGAUAUGAAUUUCUGUCUUACUGAUUCCAAGUCUAGCACUUUAUCCACAUGGCUUCAGUGAACAAAAAGAAGGGGCGCUUGUGAUCAUGGAACCCCAAUUGUGAAGGCCUAUGUAUUCCUUGUUGCCAUGACGACAGGCGACUGCUGUCAUCUCCCUGGCUCUCUGUGUGACUGUACUGGAAACACGGCCUUCUCUAAGAUCGUGGCCGACCCGGACCUUGGGCAUCCGCAGUAUGUGACCCAGGUAACAGCCAAGGAUGGCCGGCUCCUCUCAACUGUCAUCAAAGCCUUAGGCACGCAAAGUGAUGGACCUAUCUGUCGAAUAUGCCACGAAGGGUCCAGUGGAGAGGUGCUAUUGUCACCCUGUGAUUGCACAGGCACGCUGGGUACUGUGCACAAAAGCUGCCUUGAGAAAUGGCUUUCUUCCUCCAACACUAGUUACUGCGAGCUGUGCCACACAGAAUUUGUGGUGGAGAGGCGGCCCCGGCCCCUCACAGAGUGGCUGAAGGACCCUGGUCCCAGGAAUGAGAAGAGGACCCUUUUCUGUGACAUGGUAUGUUUCCUGUUCAUCACGCCCCUUGCAGCCAUCUCAGGCUGGCUGUGCCUUCGAGGGGCUCAAGAUCACCUACAGUUUAACAGCAGGCUGGAGGCUGUGGGACUUAUCGCUCUCACUUUAGCACUUUUUACUAUCUACAUCCUUUGGACAUUGGUUUCAUUCCGCUACCAUUGCCAGCUGUACUCUGAAUGGAGAAGGACUAAUCAAAAAGUCCGCUUAAUGAUUCUGGACUCUGAAAGCUGCAAAACAGCCCAGCAUUCAUUACUGUCAGCCAUGAUCCUCAAGAAAACAGCAGAAGAAACUACUGUAUGAGUGCUUUGGAGCUGGUAGCCCUUGGGAGAGAGGGGGUCAGUCCUGACCCACCAUAAUCCAGAGAGGAUUCCAACCUGAAGGAAUCAGCUGGCAUAUUGGAACCCCAGAGGAAAAAGGAAAGCUGACCACUCUGUCGGCUGGCCCAGGAUCUUGAGAAUGUGGUUUGGGAGGCUCAGCUCAUUAAGGAAGGACAUAUCUGGCUCCUUCACCCAAUCUGGGUUGACUUUGUUACAAUAUACACUAAGUGGAGUAUAUUCUAUAUGUGUACAUAUUUUUCAAUUUCCUUGCAUAAAAUUUCUGUAUAUUAUGUUGACAGACUUGGUUUUAAGCUUCAGUACUGAAGCUGGCAGCUUGAUCUCAUCUGAGGUUAAUUACAUGCCCUAUUCUGGAUCACUCAAAGAAAAUUUAUGUUUCACAUCACCCUUGCCCUAGAAGGUAUUUGCUAAGAUCUUGGGAGGCUGUCUUUAUAUCUUGCACUUUCUUUUAUGGUGUCAUACUUUAUAAAAGUUUUUGUGUUUUAAAGAUCAACCCUGAAGGAAUAAAAUGAGCUCUUAAUGAA